AUUGCGGAUCGUCACCAAAAACGUGCAAGAAAUCUUUUUUGUACAGGCAAAAAAGCAGCGAGCAAAUUUUAAGUAGUUUUUCUAUAGUUUAAAGUAAAUUUUCACCGCUAGAUUGUAACACAGAGACAAAAAGGAAUCAUGGCUCAAGACAAUGACGCCGAAAUUAGCACGAAAUUCUCGACAUUAAACGUAAAUGCAAUGGAAUUUGUGCCUGGUGUUGGUUUUACGUCUAUUAGUGCUCCAUCACAGCAGUCAACCACACUGGCAGCCGUCGUCGUGCAGCAGCAGCAGCAGCAACAACAACAGGAACAGCAAGAAAUGAUGAAUUCACAACCUCCGCCACCGAAUCCGGAUCCCGUAAUACAGCCGCCGACGUCGCUGCCGCUCCAAGAAAAGGUCACAGAUGAGUUUAAUUCGCUGGAGAGAAGGGAAACCAUGAACGAUAACGAGCCCGUGGAUAGUUGGGACGACGAAACACUUAUCACGCCCGACGAUGAGGAAAUGGACGUCGAUGGCGAGGACGAUGACGAAAUCGGGAUUCCCAAGGCUUCCAAGAAGAAAGUUGUCAAGGCGGAGGACACAAAGAGCAAAAAGGAGCACGUUAAUGUCGUGUUUAUUGGACAUGUUGACGCAGGAAAAUCAACAAUUGGCGGACAAAUUAUGUCAUUGACCGGCAUGGUUGACAAACGAACGCUAGAAAAGUACGAGCGGGAGGCACGUGAAAAGUCGCGUGAAAGUUGGUAUCUCUCAUGGGCUUUGGACACAAAUCAAGAAGAACGUGACAAAGGCAAAACCGUCGAAGUGGGACGCGCCUAUUUCGAAACUGAGAAGAAACACUUUACAAUUCUCGAUGCACCGGGUCAUAAAAGUUUUGUGCCUAACAUGAUUGGAGGCGCGGCGCAAGCGGAUUUGGCAGUGCUCGUUAUCUCGGCACGCAAAGGUGAAUUUGAGACGGGCUUCGAUCGGGGCGGACAAACGCGGGAACAUGCAAUGUUGGCAAAAACGGCAGGCGUCAAGCAUCUCGUAGUACUUGUGAAUAAAAUGGAUGAUCCGACGGUGAACUGGGACGUGGCGCGAUACAACGAGUGCAAGGACAAGAUUUUACCAUACCUCAAAAAAUUAGGAUUUAAUCCAGCAAAGGAUUUAACAUUUAUGCCUGUCUCAGGAAUCACGGGGCAAGGUAUCAAGGAACCAAUUGAUCAAUCCACGUGUCCGUGGUAUUCGGGACCAGCCUUUAUCCCGUUCAUCGACGACUUGCCAUCGAUGGAUCGCAAUACCGACGGACCAUUCAUAAUGCCAAUUGUCGACAAGUACAAGGACAUGGGAACAGUUGUCAUGGGAAAAGUUGAAUCGGGUGUAGCUAAAAAGGGAUACAAUUUGCUUGUAAUGCCCAACAAGACUCAAGUAAGUGUUGAUCAACUAUGGUCGGAUGAUGUGGAAGUUACAUCAAUUGGUCCAGGAGAGAAUGUAAAAAUCAAACUAAAGGGAAUCGAGGAAGAAGACGUUUCUCCCGGUUUCGUGUUAUGCGAUGCCUCUAAUCCAAUUAGAACUGGUAAAGUGUUUGAUGCCCAAGUAGUUAUUCUAGAACAUAAAUCAAUUAUAUGUGCCGGGUACUCGGCUGUCAUGCACAUCCAUUGCGCCGCUGAAGAAAUUACCGUAAAGACUCUUAUUUGUUUAGUAGAUAAAAAAACAGGUGAAAAGUCCAAGACUCGACCUCGAUUUGUGAAACAAGAUCAAGUGGCAAUCAUGCGAAUUGAGUGCUCUGGAUUAAUCUGCCUUGAAUCAUUCAAAUUGUUCCCACAAAUGGGUCGAUUUACGCUAAGAGACGAGAAUAAGACAAUUGCAAUCGGUAAAGUACUCAAAGUGGUGGAGUAAAUGAAUUGCUUUAAUAAUUAUAAAAUAUAAAUAUACAAGAAAACAAAAAAAAACAAGUAAAAA
Molecule: messenger RNA, 1938 nt
Organism: Culicoides brevitarsis
Lineage: Eukaryota; Metazoa; Arthropoda; Insecta; Diptera; Ceratopogonidae
Gene: eRF3
Product: eukaryotic peptide chain release factor GTP-binding subunit ERF3A
Exons: 10
Coding region: 139-1875 (578 amino acids)
Biological process (GO): translation
Cellular component (GO): translation release factor complex
Molecular function (GO): translation release factor activity; GTPase activity; GTP binding
Source: RefSeq, a predicted model, not a curated record